Molecule: messenger RNA, 651 nt
Organism: Didymodactylos carnosus
Lineage: Eukaryota; Metazoa; Rotifera; Eurotatoria; Philodinida; Philodinidae
Source: the annotation of a GenBank genome assembly
AUGCCAGUAACAAAGCCAAUUUUAUAUAAUUAUUAUCGAAGUUCAUGUUCAUACCGUGUUCGAAUUGCAUUAGCAUUAAAAAAUAUCCCAUAUGAAUGUCGACCAGUAAACUUAGCAAAAGGGGAAAAUGUGUCGGAUGAACAUAAAAAAUUGAAUCCAAAAGGUGAAGUACCGGUUCUCUUUAUUGAUGAUAAAAUGUUAGUACAAUCAUUACCUAUUAUAGAAUAUAUCGAUGAAAUAUACAAUCAUGCACCGAAACUUUUGCCCGAUGAUGCUUAUCUUCGUUAUAAAACACGAAUGGUGUCGGAAAUAAUUAAUUCUGGUAUACAACCCAUGCAAAAUUUGAGCAUUUUGAAUAGAAUUACAGAAGAUAAACAGGAAUGGGCAUCGCAUUUUAUUGGAUUAGGACUUGAUGCUUUAGAAAAAGAAUUAAAAGAAACUGCAGGAAAAUAUUGCAUUGGUGAUCAUGUGACAAUGGCGGAUUGUUUUCUUAUUCCUCAACUUUAUAAUGCAAGAAGAUUCAAAGUUGAUAUGAAAAAAUAUCCUGUUAUAUCAGCUAUCGAAAAAGAACUUAAUAAACUUGAUGCCGUUAAAAUAUCACAUCCUAGUCAACAAACAGAUUGUCCUGAGGAAGCGAAAGAUAUUCUUUGA